Messenger RNA from Aspergillus melleus, 1242 nucleotides. It is a transcript of the gene ppm1, whose product is annotated as protein C-terminal leucine carboxyl O-methyltransferase ppm1. The transcript is spliced from 2 exons. Lineage: Eukaryota; Fungi; Ascomycota; Eurotiomycetes; Eurotiales; Aspergillaceae. Gene Ontology annotation, molecular function: protein C-terminal leucine carboxyl O-methyltransferase activity. The record is from RefSeq and is a predicted model, not a curated record. Gene Ontology annotation, biological process: C-terminal protein methylation. The coding region runs from base 1 to 1242 and encodes 413 amino acids.
AUGUCGGCCUCGCAGAUCCCCAACCUCAACACUCUCCGGCGAGGCGGCGGACGGGGUCGUUCACGCGGCCGAGGCGGUCUCGCUGGCGGCCCUCCUUCUCGCGGGAGCAAAGAUCGAGUGGUCCAGGGCACCGACCAUGACGCCAGCGUCUCCCGGCUGAGCGCCGUGGGAUUAGGAUACCUCGAAGACCCAUUUGCCAGGGCAUUAACGCCGCCCGAUUUAGAGACACGACGACUGCCCAUCAUCAACAGAGGCACCUACGUCCGUACCGCCGCGAUCGACCAACUCGUCCACCGAUUCCUCACCCAACCCUCUUCCCCUUAUCCGAAAAGCAAAAAACAAAUCAUCUCUCUCGGAGCCGGCUCUGACACGCGCGCCUUUCGGCUCCUACCCUCCCAUCCGGACUUGAUCUAUCACGAGAUCGACUUCGCCGUCAACACGGCGGCCAAGAUCCGGUUGAUUCGCGCGGCGCCGCAGCUUCAGCGCACGUUGGGGAUAAUCGGGCGGUCGGCGCCGGAAAAUGCGAAGGUCGAGAUCUCGGAAGGCGGGGAUGCGCUGCAUACGGAGACGUAUCAUUUGCAUGCGUUGGAUUUGCGGUGGCUGAAGCCCCAGACGAAGUCAGAACAAACCACAACCACAACCACAAACCUAUCAGGGGAGGAGGACCGCGGGGAUAAUGGCAUCGACGAUCCACGGACCUUGCUACGCGACGUUGACCCGACAAUUCCCACGCUCCUCAUCUCCGAAUGCUGCCUCAUUUACCUCACACCGCGCGAAGCCGCAGACGUAGUCGACUUCUUCACGCAGACGCUGUUCCCGGCAGCAACAGGUAACCAGGACGGCGCUGCGCCCCUUGGUCUAAUCUUGUACGAGCCAAUCCGACCGCACGACGCCUUCGGACGCACGAUGGUCUCCAACCUGGCGACGCGCGGCAUCCAGCUGCAGACGCUGCACCAGUACGCGACGUUAGAAUCGCAGCGACAACGGCUGCGCGACCAGGGGUUCGCGCACGGCCAGGCAGCAGCGGACGUGCAUUUCAUCUGGGAGCGGUGGGUAGACGAGAUGGAGAAGGAACGGGUGGCGGGGCUGGAGAUGUUGGACGAGAUGGAGGAGUGGAAUCUGCUAGCGCAGCAUUAUUGCGUCGCUUGGGGUUGGCGGGAAGGAUUGGCCGGAGGGGGAGGGUUUGAGGGGUGGAAGGAUUUUGACAGCCAGCAGGAAGGACUUGGCAGGGCAGGCAGUUAG